AUGUCCCGUUUCUUUUCGUCUAAUUAUGAAUACGAUGCUGCCAGUUCUUCAUCCGAAGAAGAUCUUUUAUCUUCAUCCGAAGAAGAUCUAUUAAGCUCUUCCUCCUCUGAGUCUGAAUUAGACCAGGAAUCUGAUGACUCCUUCUUCAAUGAAAGUGAAAGUGAAAGUGAAGCUGAUGUAGACUCUGAUGACUCUGAUGCAAAGCCUUAUGGUCCUGACUGGUUCAAAAAAUCCGAGUUUAGAAAACAAGGUGGAGGAGGAUCGAAUAAAUUUUUGAAAAAUUCCAAUUAUGAUUCCAGUGACGAAGAAUCCGAUGAUGAAGAUAACAAGAAAGUUGUCAAAUCUGCCAAGGAAAAACUAUUGGAUGAAAUGCAAGAUGUUUAUAACAAGAUCUCCCAAGCUGAGAAUUCUGAUGACUGGUUGACCAUUUCCAAUGAGUUUGAUUUAAUCUCCCGUCUUUUGAUUAGGGCCCAACAACAAAACUGGGGGACUCCAAACAUUUUCAUCAAAGUCGUUGCACAAGUGGAAGACGCUGUGAAUAAUACUCAACAAGCUGAUUUGAAAAAUAAAGCCGUCGCCAGGGCUUAUAAUACCACAAAGCAAAGAGUCAAGAAGGUUUCUAGAGAAAACGAGGACUCUAUGGCUAAAUUCAGAGAUGAUCCUGAAUCCUUUGAUAAGGAACCAACUGCUGAUCUAGAGGGUUCUGCUAAUGGAUUCAAAAUUUCUUCAUCUCAAGGUAAUGAAUUAGCUGUUCAAGAAGACUUCUUCACCAGACUACAAACAAUUAUUGAUUCAAGAGGUAAGAAAACUGUUAACCAACAGUCUUUGAUUGCUACUUUGGAAGAGUUAUUGACUGUAGCUGAAAAACCUUACGAAUUUAUAAUGGCCUACUUGACAUUAAUUCCAUCAAGAUUCGAUGCUUCAGCUAAUCUUUCUUAUCAACCAAUUGACCAAUGGAAAUCUUCUUUUAAUGAUAUUAGUAAACUAUUGUCUAUUCUGGACCAAACUAUGGACACAUAUCAGGUUAGUGAAUUCGCUGAUCCAAUUGAUUUUAUUGAAGACGAACCAAAAGAAGAUUCCGAUGGUGUGAAGAAGAUAUUAGGUUCUAUUUUCUCGUUUGUCGAAAGAUUAGAUGACGAAUUCAUGAAAUCCUUAUUAAACAUCGAUCCUCAUUCUAGUGAUUAUUUGAUUCGUUUGAGAGAUGAACAAUCUGUCUAUAACUUGAUCUUGAGAACCCAGUUGUACUUUGAGGCUACUUUGAAAGAUGAACACGACUUGGAAAGAGCGUUGACGCGUCCAUUUGUUAAAAGAUUGGAUCAUAUCUAUUAUAAAUCCGAAAACUUGAUAAAAAUUAUGGAAACUGCUGCUUGGGCAAUCAUACCUGCCAAGUACCAAUCCAAAUUCACUCCUAAAGACCAGCUCGAUUCUACUGAUUACGUUGAUAAUUUAAUAGACGGUUUAUCAACAACUCUUUCUAAGCAAAACAACAUCGCUGUUCAAAAACGUGCUAUUUUAUACAACAUUUACUACACUGCAUUAAACAAGGAUUUCCAAACUGCUAAAGAUAUGUUAUUAACUUCUCAAGUUCAAACUAACAUUAACCAAUUCGACUCGUCUCUUCAAAUCUUAUUUAACAGAGUCGUCGUUCAAUUGGGUCUAUCCGCCUUCAAAUUGUGUUUGAUCGAAGAAUGUCAUCAAAUUUUGAAUGAUCUUUUAUCGAGCUCUCAUUUAAGGGAAAUUCUAGGUCAACAAUCUUUACACAGAAUCUCCAUCAACUCUAGUAAUAACGCUUCUGCCGAUGAGCGUGCUAGACAAUGUUUACCAUAUCAUCAGCACAUCAAUUUGGAUUUGAUCGAUGUCGUCUUCUUAACAUGUUCCUUAUUAAUCGAAAUCCCAAGAAUGACUGCAUUCUAUUCUGGUAUUAAGGUUAAGAGAAUUCCAUACUCUCCAAAAUCCAUCCGUCGUUCUUUAGAACAUUAUGAUAAAUUAAGUUUUCAAGGUCCACCGGAGACUUUGAGAGACUAUGUCCUAUUUGCUGCCAAAUCAAUGCAGAAGGGUAACUGGAGAGAUUCUGUUAAGUACUUGAGAGAGAUAAAGUCUUGGGCUUUGUUACCGAACAUGGAGACAGUAUUGAACAGUUUAACCGAAAGAGUUCAAGUUGAAUCUUUAAAGACUUACUUCUUCUCUUACAAAAGAUUUUAUGCAAGCUUUUCUGUUGCCAAACUAGCCGAAUUGUUUGACCUUCCAGAAAAUAAAGUGGUUGAAGUUAUACAAUCUGUUAUCACAGAAUUGGAAAUUCCAGCAAAAUUAAACGAUGAAAAGACCAUAUUCGUUGUCGAAAAGGGUGACGAAAUUACUAAGUUAGAAGAAGCUAUGGUCAAAUUAAACAAAGAAUAUAAAAUCGCUAAGGAACGUCUUAACCCACCAUCAAAUCGCCGUUAA
Molecule: messenger RNA, 2442 nt
Organism: Saccharomyces mikatae IFO 1815
Lineage: Eukaryota; Fungi; Ascomycota; Saccharomycetes; Saccharomycetales; Saccharomycetaceae
Gene: NIP1
Product: translation initiation factor eIF3 core subunit c
Exons: 1
Coding region: 1-2442 (813 amino acids)
Biological process (GO): translational initiation
Cellular component (GO): eukaryotic translation initiation factor 3 complex
Molecular function (GO): RNA binding; translation initiation factor binding; translation initiation factor activity
Source: RefSeq, a predicted model, not a curated record